AUGGCUUGGGACGGGACUUGCGCUCAACUUUUACAGGACAGGCCCUCGCUGAGCUGCCUGGCCAUCUACGAAAAAGGAACUGGCACUGUGUAUGGCGCGACGAAUGAAGGCAUGAAGGUAGGGUUUUUGUUUCAUGCUAUUUUUGGCGCGAUUCCGGGAAAGUUUUAUACUUGUUUCCCGCAUGCUUACCUACAAUAAACCCCUCCAUAAUUGCCCCUCCCUCUGAUUUCUUCAAGGAGCGUCUUGUCAAACGUGUCAUUUAAGGUACUAACUUAUUCUGCCGCCAGAUCCCGUUGCAAACAAUUUCGCGCGGGUCAUAACCUUUUAUUGCAUUUCGUGUCCGUAAUCUCACACCCACGUUUAUUUUAAAUCACCAGACUCCCGAAGUAUCAGCAACGAUGCUCUCCUUGUGUGAGACGAUCAAGGGAACGCAUUCCGCGACUUCCUUUUCAUUCCUUGGGGACAAAUAUAUCGUCCUUCGCAAGGAUGAGGACUGCCUUUUGGCAAAGAGCGGGAAGAAAGUGUGCUACGUCUACCUUUGCGAAAAAUGUAAGAUUCAAGGCCGCGUCAUCAUGCAUAAAUUAUAUUUUUGUCAUCUACCUUCAUUGCUGUCCCUUUGUGAGAUUUGCUUGAGUACCGGAUGUUCGCGUCGCACGGUAAUUGUGCUACUGGCAGAUAGGCUUUCCUAUUAUAUUUAUCUCAUUCUGGUCGCAAAUUAGUUUUUCCUCACACUACUUGUCAAAACGGGUAGACCCGUAAGCCUCUCCAACCCCGCACACGGGAUAUUUGCUGCGCCCUUCUGACCAAAAUAGUCCCAUUUUCUUAUGCGUGCCAGAGUAAAUCCCAACUUCCAUCUCCCUGCUCAUCUUGAGUUAAGCAUUCUUUCCGCUUCCCUGGCUUAGUUUUGUGUCGGGGGACUCAGGUGAGCCUAUCCAAGACUGACUAAGCACACAUGGUUUUGUGCGGUAAAGCAUGCCGCACGUCAUCACCUUGUCCAGCCACAACAGCAAUCUUCCAGGGUGCCAGCGAAGUUUCUUCCGCGUAUAAUUUAUUAAGCGCUAUUAGACCCCAUCUUUUAUGAUGCUUAUCAGGCGUUCUUACCUAUGACACACCCGUGCUCCUAGCAGCAGCUGCUUUUAUCAAGUUGCACAAACAGAUUGCUUAGGUCAGCGGAGGUGGGUUGCAGACUAAGCAGGCUCUAGGGCCUGAUUAGAAUUGACUGCAUUAUCAGGUUGCAGGGGAACGAACUCAGUCACUCCGACUGCCCCAAAACCUGACAACACCACUGUAACAUGGCGACCGUGAACAAAUUUGAUUGCCACCGUCCCGCGGUUUAGUUAACUAGCCGAAGAGGAUACAACCUCGAACAAAUAGUCCGAGCAGCCAAAUGUGGAUACGCCCGUGCUCAAAAGUACCGAGGAACCUCACAGAAGGUCCGGUUCAAAUCCCAUCGUUCUUUCUUUCCAAACACGUAAGCUAAGACGGACUAGUUCUUACUGCGUUUUUCCUUUCCAGUGAUACUAGUCGGCGUAAGUGAAGACACCGAGGCCAAGAUGAAUGCCGGUGCAGCAAACCAGGCCAUGGACUCCUUGUGCAAAUACUACAAGUCUAUAAACUACUGA
Spirometra erinaceieuropaei is the source of this 1622-nucleotide messenger RNA. The record is from the annotation of a GenBank genome assembly. Lineage: Eukaryota; Metazoa; Platyhelminthes; Cestoda; Diphyllobothriidea; Diphyllobothriidae.